AUGAAGCGAGUAUUGGCUUUCGAGAACGUUCAUCAUGUUGCUCUUCUCUCCUCUAUUGUCGGUGUUGCAGGCAAAUCAUCAUUGCGUCGGGGAGUGGUAACGUCUGCUAUGCAAACACAUCAAUUCCAUACUCAAUCAAUUGUGAAUGGAACUACCCGUAUUACAACAAGAGUUACACCAACUUCUAUUACUACCGUUUCCUAUGAAAAUCCAGAAGAAACAAGAGCAAUGGUUGAAAAGAAGUACCUCCGUAAAGCACAAACAGCGUUGGAUAAGAGAAAUCCAGAGUCAGUUGAACAAGCUGUAGAAAAUAUAUUUGAAGAUUUGAGAAUUCAUGGUGUUAGUCGCCCAAACCUUGCUACAUACACCACCUGCAUAAAUGCUUUGGUUAAAGGAGAAAAGCCUGAGAAAGCUCACAAAUACUAUGACAAGAUGCUUGAACAAUACUCCUUGAAGGAUAUUCCAUUCAGUUUGCUUGUUUUCAUGAUUGACUCUUGCAAACACAAAAGAGAGGAGGUGAGAGCUGUAGACUAUUUCACACAAUUCAAAGAAAAGUUGAAAAUUCAUGAAGAAGCAGGAGAAUCAAUUCCAAACAGAGAAGCAAUUAUCCUAAAGGCGUAUACAAAUUUACUAAACAACAUGAGCAACGUUUUGGAUAAGGAAAAGUGUAACUUAUAUUUUGAGGAGUUUAAAUCAACUUAUGGAGAAGAUAAGGUCGACUACACCAUGUAUGCGUGUAUGAUGAAAGUGAAUUCAUUUCUUCAAAACUAUGAAGAAUGUGCUCGAAUUUUGGAUAUUGUCAAGGAACGAGUUUACACAAUCAUCCCUUCAGGAUCCGAUAUGAGCCAAUCAAAUCCUUCACAAGUUUUGACUCUCUUCUAUUCAAUGAUGAUUACAGCUUGUACAUCCGUUGAACAAGUUGAAAUUGUUAGAAAGCAAAUGGAGGAUGAGCAAAUAAGUUAUAAUGACAAAACAUACGUCAACAUUCUCAAGAAAUAUCUCCAGUUUGACAAUUACAGCAAGAUGUAUGAUCUCUAUGAGAAUCACUUGAAGCCAAACACGUCCAUCAGAGCCAAGGAGCCUGUUUUCUUUUUGCUGUUGGAAGCAUGUUAUCGUGAAGCAUUCAAGAGAGGAGAAGAAUCUAGAUCGGCCACAGGAAACGAAAUUUACAGGAAAGCCAUAUUCGAUAUGCAUCAAAUCAGAAGAUAUUGGACUGAGAUGAGAAAUAGAUAUGGCCACAAGAAACCAAGCGAAACAAUCAUUGAUGCUCUUCGUAAAAUCGUUGCGACAAACAAACAAGUUAAGAAGGAGUACAACGCUCAACUGAAGGACUUAUUCAAACAACAAAAACAAACAAAACUGGAACAUCUCAAGAAACUUCAUGCAGCAUCGGAAAAGAAACACUAG
Molecule: messenger RNA, 1407 nt
Organism: Naegleria fowleri
Lineage: Eukaryota; Heterolobosea; Eutetramitea; Acrasida; Naegleriidae
Exons: 1
Coding region: 1-1407 (468 amino acids)
Molecular function (GO): protein binding
Source: RefSeq, a predicted model, not a curated record